AUGGCCAAUCAGACCUUGGUGACUGAGUUCUUCCUCCAAGGCCUGACAGACACCAAAGAGCUUCAGGUGGCAGUUUUCCUGCUCCUGCUGCUUGCCUACCUCGUGACCGUCUCUGGAAACCUGGCCAUCAUCAGCCUGACCUUGCUGGACACCCGCCUGCAGACCCCUAUGUACUUCCUCCGGAAUCUGUCCUGCUUAGAAAUUUGGUUCCAGACUGUCAUCGUGCCCAAGAUGCUGCUCAACAUUGCCACGGGAACUAAGACCAUUAGCUUUGCUGGCUGCAUCGCCCAGGACUUUUUCCACAUCUUCCUGGGGGCCACGGAGUUCUUCCUCCUCACAGCCAUGGCCUAUGACCGGUACAUCGCCGUAUGCCGGCCGCUCCGCUACCCUGUCCUCAUGAGCAGCAGAGUCUGCACGCGGCUCAUCCUCACCUGCUGGCUGGCAGGAUUCUCCCUCAUCAUCAUUCCUCUCGUCUUCACCAGUCAGCUUCCAUUCUGUGACACCCACAUCAACCACUUCUUCUGUGACUAUACACCUCUAAUGGAGGUGGUCUGCAGUGGGCCAGAGGUGCUGGAGAUGGUGGAUUUUACCCUGGCCUUGGUGGCACUGCUCAGCACACUGGUGCUGAUCUCCAUGUCCUAUGUCCAGAUUAUCCGGACAAUUAUCCGGAUCCCCUCUGUCCAGGAGAGGAAAAAGGCUUUCUCCACCUGUUCCUCCCACAUCAUCGUGGUCACCAUGUGCUACGGCACCUGCUUCUUCAUGUACGUAAAGCCUUCUCCAGGCAAAGGGGUUGAUCUCAACAAAGGAGUAUCUCUGAUCAAUACAGUUAUUGCCCCUCUCCUGAACCCCUUCAUCUAUACUCUCAGGAACCAGCAAGUGAAGCAAGUGGUAAAAGACUUGGUCAGAAAAAUGACUGGGCUCCAGAAUAAGUAG
Molecule: messenger RNA, 933 nt
Organism: Capra hircus (goat)
Lineage: Eukaryota; Metazoa; Chordata; Mammalia; Artiodactyla; Bovidae
Product: olfactory receptor 2AP1-like
Exons: 1
Coding region: 1-933 (310 amino acids)
Biological process (GO): G protein-coupled receptor signaling pathway
Cellular component (GO): membrane
Molecular function (GO): olfactory receptor activity; G protein-coupled receptor activity
Source: RefSeq, a predicted model, not a curated record